Molecule: messenger RNA, 621 nt
Organism: Microthlaspi erraticum
Lineage: Eukaryota; Viridiplantae; Streptophyta; Magnoliopsida; Brassicales; Brassicaceae
Source: the annotation of a GenBank genome assembly
AUGUCUCACAUCGCAGUUGAGAGGAAUCGAAGAAGGCAAAUGAACGAGCAUCUUAAAUCCCUUCGUUCUUUGACUCCUUGUUUCUAUAUCAAAAGGGGAGAUCAAGCUUCGAUAAUCGGAGGAGUGAUAGAGUUCAUCAAAGAGCUGCAGCAAUUAGUGGAAGUUCUCGAGUCCAAGAAACGUCGAAAAACACUAAACCGACCUUCUUUUCCUUAUGAUCAACAAACACUCGAGCCAUCCGCGUUAGCAGCCGCUGUGGCCACCGAUGCAACCGCCAGAGUGCCGUUUAGUUGCAUCGAGAACGUAAUGACCACAAGCACUUUCAAGGAAGUAGGAGCAACUUGCAACUCCCCUCAUGCUAACGUCGAAGCCAAGAUCUCAGGCUCUAACGUUGUAUUGAGAGUUGUCUGUAGGCGAAUUGAGGGACAGCUUGUGAGGAUCAUAUCCGUCUUGGAGAAACUAUCUUUUCAGGUUCUUCAUCUCAACAUUAGCAGCAUGGAGGAGACUGUCUUGUUCUUCUUCGUUGUUAAGAUAGGACUGGAGUGUCACUUAAGCUUGGAGGAGCUAACCCUUGAAGUUCAGAAAAGCUUUGUGUGUGAAGUCGAUGUCUCUCCCAACUAG